AUGUUUCGCAGGAACAACAGCUCUGUCGGCAGCAAGAGCAUCAGCGCGUCGGCCUCGACCGCGUCGGACUCGCGCGUCUAUGCCGACCAAGUCUCGCGGCAGUACGAAGUGCCGCGCGCCAUGACGAACGCGCGCGUGAAGGAGCUCGCGGCCCUGGGCGAGCGCCGCGUGAAUCAGCUCAUCCGGUGGGUCACGGACGACGACCAGGGCGUCGAGGGGUCGGCCGCCGCGGGCGCUGUCUUGCGGCAGCAGAAGGAGAACUUUACCGUCUACGAGAUGCACGACGUCCGCGACGAGCUGCUCGUCAUGAAGGGCGUCGUGCGGCUCCAGAACACCACGUGCGACGAGGUCCUGGCGCUGCUCUCGGGCCGCACGGCCGCCGAAGUGGACGCGUUCUUGCAGGACUUGCUGGGCGCCCAGUACGCCGCUGGACAGGCGCUUCACUACACGGAAGUCAGUCUGGACGCCGGCAACGCGCCCGAGCCGACGCCCGAGCUCCAGACGCCCACGACGGCGCUGCAGAGUCCACGCGGGACGCGGCCGUCGACGUCGUCGCUCAUGGUCCAGUGGCUCGCGCUCAACGACGUGCACCCGCAAGCGCCGCUGCGCGAGUUCUUCUUCAUGCGGUUCAACCAGACGUUCUGCAACGGCAAUGGCGGGACGAACGCGCUGGGCGGCGGCGCGUCGUACGGCGUCUCGGUGAUGGAGUCGCUCGAGCUGCCGCGAUGCGGUCCGAUCUUUUCCCAGACGCACAUGCAGCGCCAUCCGCUGCGCAAGUGCGGUUUUGUCGUCGAGGCGUCGGAAGACAAGAGCUCGACGACAACGCGCGUGUCGUUCUUCGUGACGGCACCGUAUCGUACGCCGUCGCUGGAGCAGGACCGUGCAUGGCUACUGCGACUCGCUGGAUGCGUGCGGCUCGUGCCCAGUGCACUGGUGAACCGUCGGAUCCGGCGCAAUCAGCUGCGGGACCGUCGGAGCUGGCACUUUCGCGACACGUGCUCGGUCUGUGCCGGGAGCUUCUCCACGUUCACACGCCGCGCGCAUCACUGCCGCAUUUGCGGCUCGGCGGUCUGUUCGAAGUGCUCAGCAAUACGGAAAGAUGUCCAGCGGCCCAAGUUUUCAGGUAGUACGCGGGUAUGUAUGGCGUGCCUGAAUGGCGACCAGAACGGACCGAACGGAGCGUCGAGCGCCAGCUACGACACUCGCAGUGGCGUCAGCCGAUCAAGUGCUAGUGACGGCGCGUCGAGUCGUGGGAGCGAAAUCGAGUGCUUUGGCAGCUCGGCGCACGUGACAUUGGAGGAAGCGCUGGCUGGGUUCUCAUUGGAGCCCACUCUCGCGACCAGCAUGGCCACAAGUCCGAGCAGCACAUCCAGCAGCGGUGUGAGCCAACGUGGGGAGGAUGACGGCGACGUGUUUGCGAACUCGCCGUAUGACUACGAGUUGACGUUUGCAAAGGGCAAUUCAUGGCCCGACGCUCCAUUGACGUCAACGGAGAAGGAGCGCGUCCAGAUCAUUCAGCGGCUGAACCUGUCGCAGGAGUUUGCCAACACUGUUCUCCGUGAGCUCGUCGACUUGGCGUGCACGACCAUCAACUGUCCAGUGGCAGCUCUUUCUGUGUUGACGAAAGCAACGAGCUUGUUCGUGACCACGAUCGGGCUGGUGGGCGACCAGAUACCGCGUGACAUCAGCUUUGAUGCCCAUACGAUCAUGUCGUACGAGCCUCUGGUGGUUCUGGAUUGCCGGAAGGACAUUCGCUUUGCAAAGAACCCAGUGGCGCUAUCGGUGCGCGUGCAGUUCUUUGUGGGAAUCCCGAUGAUUGCAAAGGAUUCGGGGGUAAUUUUAGGCGCUUUGUGCGUGGCGGACACGAAAGCUCGCAAGAAAGUCAAGGGCUCGGACCUGCGUGCACUGCAGCUCAUUGCGUCGCGCAUAAUGGACAAGAUGGAUGCACAAAACAACGAAGUGACCGAGAAGAUGGCGGACGGUGUGAAGCUCUUGUAG
Hyaloperonospora brassicae is the source of this 1998-nucleotide messenger RNA. The record is from the annotation of a GenBank genome assembly. NCBI's taxonomy places the organism in Eukaryota, Oomycota, Peronosporomycetes, Peronosporales, Peronosporaceae.